GAUCGUCCGAGCGCAAGUCCGCCGACGAUAGGGCGCCUAACGAUAAGGCCCCCGACGAUAAGGCCCCCGACGAUAAGGCCCUAGACGAUAGGGCCCCAGACGAUAGGGCCCCCGACGAUAAGGCCCCAGACGAUAGGGCCCCCGACGAUAGGGCCCUAGACGAUAAGGCCCCAGACGAUAGGGCCCCAGACGAUAAGGCCCCCGACGAUAAGGCCCCCGACGAUAAGGCCCCCGACGAUAAGGCCCCCGACGAUAAGGCCCCCGACGAUAGGGCCCCUGACGAUAAUGCCCCCGACAAGAAGGCCCCAGACGAUAGGGCCCCCGACGAUAGGGCCCCAGACGAUAAGGCCCCAGACGAUAAGGCCCUAGACGAUAAGGCCCCCGGCGAUAGGGCCCCCGGCGAUAGGGCCCCCGGCGAUAAGGCCCCAGACGAUUAG
Molecule: messenger RNA, 437 nt
Organism: Candidula unifasciata
Lineage: Eukaryota; Metazoa; Mollusca; Gastropoda; Stylommatophora; Geomitridae
Source: the annotation of a GenBank genome assembly